UAAAGAUUGCUCCUACUUGGAGACACAAGCAAAUCGCAACCCAAAAGCAAAAGAACUACUCGAAAUCAGCUCAAGAUGCGCGCCUUUAUCGUCAUGUGUUUAGUGGCAGUCGCCUGCGCCGAUAAGCUGGGCUACAACUACCAGCCGGUGGGUCACUCCAGCUCUGGACUGUCCUUUGCUCCAGGAAGUGGUGGUUCUAUUGGAGGAGGUUCAAUUGGAGGAGGUUCCAUUGGAGGAGGUUCCAUUGGAGGUGGGUCCAUUGGAGGCGGAUCCAUUGGAGGUGGAUCCAUAGGAGGAGGAAUCGAUUCCGGUCUUGGAGGUCUGAGUGGUCUUGGUGGUCUGGGAGGUAGCGAUGCUCUGAGUGCUCCCGUCUCCUACAAUGCCCCCGCUCCCUCUGCCGAACUCGAGAAAGAAUUCUUCACCUUCACCGCCAACGAGCAGGACUUCGAUGAACCCCAGGAACUCGAGCGUGUGGCUGGAUCCGUUAACAAGGGACUCCGUGUGGUCUUCAUCAAGGGACCCGAGAACCGCGGACUGGAGGAUGCCGCCCUGGCUCUGGCCAAGCAGGCUGCCCAGCAGGAUACCGCCAUCUAUGUGCUGAACAAGCAGGCUGAUAUUGGAGAUCUGGCCAACAAGCUGAACGCCAUCAAGAGCAACUCGAACAACAAGCCCGAGGUUCACUUUGUGAAGUACAGGACUCCCGAGGAUGCCCAGAAUGCCCAGCGUGCCAUCCAGUCGCAGUACGAUCAGCUGGGAGGUUCUAGCCAGGCUCAUGAUGGCGGUGUGGCCAACGCCCUGAACUUCGCCUCCGCCGGUCCCGUCCAGAGGGCCCAGGCUCAGAUCCCCGAGAACUCCUACCUGCCAACUUCGGUCUUCCGUCGUCGCCUGCGCUUCUAAAAAGGAUUAUCCCUUGGACUAUUAAUACUUAAGCUAAAAAAUAUCGACUGAAGAACUCCAUCUUCCUGUUACACUGUUGUUGACUAAUGCAUAAUUACACAAAUAAAUUUGAAAUUUAAAAACGAAAA
Messenger RNA from Drosophila takahashii, 1025 nucleotides. RefSeq lists its product as uncharacterized. Lineage: Eukaryota; Metazoa; Arthropoda; Insecta; Diptera; Drosophilidae. The record is from RefSeq and is a predicted model, not a curated record.